Molecule: messenger RNA, 3441 nt
Organism: Fusarium proliferatum ET1
Lineage: Eukaryota; Fungi; Ascomycota; Sordariomycetes; Hypocreales; Nectriaceae
Product: putative peroxin-1
Exons: 3
Coding region: 1-3441 (1146 amino acids)
Biological process (GO): protein import into peroxisome matrix
Cellular component (GO): cytosol; peroxisome; peroxisomal membrane
Molecular function (GO): ATP hydrolysis activity; ATP binding
Source: RefSeq, a predicted model, not a curated record
AUGUCACACUUCUAUCUCCUUAUGAAGCCAUUAUUCUUUAAUAUGCCGUCGCAAAAUGUCUUGAUCGAACUUUCGUAUGAUGAUUCGACUUCGGCUGACGCAUCGGAGUCAGCCGAAUAUGUGAAAUCAAGAUCCGUCUUUCUUGGAUGGACAGGACUACAGAGCCGACAGAGAUCUCACCCAUCAGAGGAACAACAAAGGUUGGGGAGAGAAAGAAACCGCCCCAAUGCUAGAGAACCAUCUUGGGUGGACAUUGAUGCCGCAUUCGCUCAGACCUUGGGGAUUCCUGAAGGACAAGAGAUCACUAUUACAUUGCAUUUGGAAAGUCCAUCGGCUAGCACCAUCAAUAUCGAGCCUCUUACGCCGGAGGACUGGGAGAUUAUCGAGCUUCACGCCAGCUUCUUGGAGUUUAACCUGAUCAGACAAGUACGCGCUUUGCCUAACCCAGGUUACCAUCGCUCCGAUGAUGUACGCCAUUCAGACCAUCCAAUCACUCUCCAUCUGACCCCCACAACAACAGCAAAUAUCAAGGUCGUUUCUCUUCAACCCGAAACAGACUCACCAUAUGUUAAGCUGGACCCCAAUGCAGAAGUCAUUAUUGCACCAAAAUCGAGACAGAGGCCUUCUCGUAGUCACUCACGAGUAGGCAGCAAUAACAGAGCUCGUGCAGCCCCUGAAAUCAAGCUAUUUCUCAGAGGAAUUGACAGAGCACGCCGUCCAGAUUUGUUCAAUCGCCAGCAAGAUGUGAAUGAGGGAUUAAAGGUCUGGGUUGACAGCGAUACGCGACGCACCGCACUCUCGAAAGGAAUCAGUUGGGUAUCCGUGUCGAUCCUCCAUCACCCAACAUUCCAGGCCAAGGUGAAUCCCCGACAUGGCCAAGACGGUGCGGAUGGAUCGACCUUGCCUUGGGUUUCUCCGAAAGUCGUAGCCAAGCUGGAGGAAUGGCAAGAUGCUCCAGACAACCGGCACGCUGCUUUAUCCUCGUCACUCUGUGUAGCGUUGGUUUCCGAGGGCAUGGUUGGAGUGCCCAUCAAGAUUGAGGCUGCCCCUGCAAAACAGGCUUUAGUUGCUCAAAAUGUUCAUGUUUACCCAUUCAUAGGUAGCGCGCGGGAAUCGACAGGUGCUCUCAAACUUGGGCCUACCGCGAAGCAAGGCCGACAAGAAGCUGGAAAAUCGAUUCUCAACAUGUACAAGCAACCCAGUGCCUUCCGGGGUCUUCUGGACGGCCCUGUCACGGAUGGCAUGAUCUUAGGUCGUAUGUCCACCAUCGAAGUCGAAGAGCCAAUUCCCUCGCCAAUUUCGAAUUCCAACAACGAUCCCUUGGAUGAAUCAGUUCCAGUUCUUGCUGGUGUCGAGGACAUCGUCACAGACGUCAAGUCACACUUGGUGCAAGAGUCUUCAGUAUUACUCAUAGGAGGCCCCGGCGCAGGAAAAAGCUCCGUCAGCUUAUUGAUUGGGCAUCAGUUGAGAUCUGAGCAAUUGUUUCACAGCAUAUACAUUUCUUGCCAAGAGAUGUCAGCACAUGAAGAGCGCAUUGCUACUAUCAGAGACACUAUUGAACAAUCCUUCCUCCAAGCAGCCCUGAGUACAAGACUGGGCGGCCGUGCUCUGGCAAUAUUGGACGAUGUCGACAAGCUAUGCCCUGCUGAGACUGAACUUGUGGUUGGAGGCGAUAAUGCUCGCUCGAAGCAGAUGAGUGAGGUGAUUGCUUCAGUCAUAAAACGACACUCUGCGCUGGGCGGUGGGGUGGUGGUACUCGCGACUGCGCAGACGAAAGAAUCCCUGCACAAUGUCAUCAUUGGAAACCACGUGUUCCGCGAAACCCUUCCUUUGGAUGUCUCAAACAAGGUGUGUAGGAGGAAGAUCCUGGAGGCGGUGAUACAACAAGGCACAGGUGCAGAAAAUGAAGAAGGUGAAGAAGAAAGGGAGGGCCUCAUCAUUAGUCGUCCAGAAAAGUCUGACGGUGCCCAACCAGAGACCUCCAGUGGAUCAUGGAUGGACGUUUUCGGGUCUACAGAGGCAGUUCCAGUAGCUAAUGCUGCCACUUCACGCAUUUUCAAACCCGACGUAGACUUUGCGGAUCUUACGAAUCUCACGGAAAGCUACAUGCCCCGAGAUCUUGUUCUGCUCGUAGAACGAGCAAAGUAUGUUGCUUUGGCCCGCUUCAUAUCACACAACCCGGAGGAUGGCAGCAAGAUGAGUGUCCCUCUCACGAGAGAACAUUUCGAGGAAGCCCAGAAGGGAUUUACACCAGUCGCGUUACGAAACAUGUCUCUUGGGACUUCAACUACGACAUUUGACUCUAUUGGCGGCAUGACGGAAACCCGCAGAGUUCUUUUGGAGACUAUCGAAUACCCGACACGCUACGCACCUAUCUUCGCGCAAUGCCCGCUUCGACUACGUUCUGGUCUCCUUCUCUACGGAUACCCAGGAUGUGGAAAGACUCUGCUAGCUAGCGCUGUUGCUGGUGAGUGCGGAUUGAACUUCAUCUCCGUCAAAGGCCCGGAGAUUCUCAAUAAAUAUAUCGGUGCAUCUGAGAAGUCUAUUCGGGAUCUAUUUGAGCGAGCGACUGCCUCAAAGCCCUGCGUUCUUUUUUUCGAUGAAUUUGAUUCGAUUGCACCGAAGCGUGGAAGCGACUCAACUGGGGUGACGGACCGUGUCGUCAACCAAUUGUUGACUCAGAUGGAUGGUGUCGAGGGCUUGUCUGGCGUUUAUGUCCUCGCUGCAACGUCCAGACCCGAUCUUAUUGAUCCUGCGCUGCUCCGGCCAGGCCGCCUCGAUAAGUCGCUCUUGUGUGAUUUGCCGCACCUGGACGAUAGAAUUGAUAUUCUGCGGUGUCUUUUGAAGAAGCUAAAGCUUGACGAGGACCUCCAAGGAGAGCUUGACAAAAGGCUGAGGGACGUCGCGUCGAGGACCCAAGACUAUUCAGGAGCCGACUUGCAGGCCCUUAUCUCCAAUGCACAGCUUGAAGCCAUUCAUGAGUACCUAGGAGACAAAUAUACCGGGGUUAGCUCAGCAGAGACGAAUGGAAAGACGCGAGUCCAAGACUCUCGAAAGCCUAGUAUUGUACAGUUCUGGUACGGUGCAGAACAAGACCGGCUGCGCUCUGAUGCCAACUCUAGCGACCGGCGCACGCAGCUUAGGAAACUCGCCGAGUAUGAAGAAACGGUUAUGAAGCUACGUUCCAAGGGCAAGUCAAGCCGACGAGGAGUCCAGAGCGAAGGAGAUCAGAAAUCAGACGACACAGUGUCACAUAAGCCGGAGGUCCUACUUGCUUGGAGGCAUUUAGAGAGGAGCUUGCGUGUUUCACGGGCUAGCAUCAAAUCUGAUGAGAAACAGCGAUUGAGUUUAGUCUAUGAUGAGUUUGUUGGUGGAAGGUCUGCUGAGCUACGGAAUGGUCAAGGAGGAACAGCUGUUGGCAGUAGGGGAACCUUGAUGUAA